AUGACGGAAUCUCAGCCUGAACGACCAAUUCACCAACCAAUCCCUCCUGACAUUCUGGCCCGACUCGAUCCUGAGUAUGCUGCAUUCCACAAUGCUGUGAUUCGUUAUGUGAUUCCAAGCCAUUUGCUUCCGUGGGACCCCACGAAACGCACUCUUCCCAGUAACGGUGCAUCCGAGCCUUCGAAGGUAGGUGAGAUACGGGAUAUACCCCUUGACCGCUUUGUUAUGCGUAUCUUCACGCCCGAGGGCACCGCGCCUCAGGGCGGAUGGCCUCUGAUUCUGUAUUUCCAUGGAGGAGGAUGGGUGAUGGGAGAUAUCGCUACCGAGAACACUUUCUGCACCCAUAUGUGCAAACGGGCGAGCUGCGUCGUCGUCUCUGUCGCCUACCGACUUGCACCAGAACACCCGUAUCCCGCUGCAGUGGAAGAUGCUGUCGAAGCACUUCGAUGGGUCCACGAGAACGGUGCCACGCAGUUGAGCACUAACGUGAAAAGGAUUGCCGUGGGCGGCUGUUCCAGUGGGGGAAAUCUCGCCGCAGUCCUCACACACAAGGCAGCCCUCCUACAGCCCCCCAUUCCACUUGUCUUUCAACUUCUCAUUGUUCCUUGCACGGACAACACCGCCAACGUGGAUGAUCCCCGGUAUCUGUCAUGGUCAGAAAACAAGAACACCAUCGGGCUCUUCCUUCCUAGACUACUCUUCUUCCGCGAGAAGUAUGUCCCAAACACGAACGAUCGGCACGAGUGGGAGUGUUCCCCGAUCCUCGCACCCGAAGAGGAUUUUAGGAAGCUACCCAAGGCGUGGAUCGGGGUCGCGGAGUUAGAUCUCUUGAGAGACGAAGCUGUCGCAUACGGCGAGAAGCUGAAGCAGGCUGGAGUCGAAGCCGAAGUAAAUAUCUACAAAGGCUCCCCCCACACGAUUAUGGGUCUCGACGGAAUUCAGGACUUCAUUUCGGUCAUGCGAUUCAUGCUCUUUUUCGAUGUCGACUUUGAGUUUAUCCUGGAGUUCCAUUCUAUCGCAUAUCUCAGUCGACUCGAACACUAA
Fibroporia radiculosa is the source of this 1044-nucleotide messenger RNA. RefSeq lists its product as uncharacterized. The record is from RefSeq and is a predicted model, not a curated record. Lineage: Eukaryota; Fungi; Basidiomycota; Agaricomycetes; Polyporales; Fibroporiaceae. Gene Ontology annotation, molecular function: hydrolase activity. Bases 1 to 1044 code for a protein of 347 amino acids. The transcript is spliced from 5 exons.